AUGGCAUCGAAAAAGGCCAUGAAGCCCCCAGCCGAGGACGAUGAAGAGCGUAGGGCUCGCUCUGGGCACCGCUCUACAACAUCGUCGAAACCUCCUCACUCCUCCACAUCUUCUCGUCAACCAAAGCUCAGCCUUGAGCUUCCCCUGCGCCCUUCUGCUGCCGCGACAAAGCCACUGGAUCCACGUCAGAUCCAAGAAUUACGUGACCACAAGGCCAGACUGGAAGACGACGCCAAACGCAGAAAAGAAGCAGAAAGCACUGCCUGGAUGCGCCGGACCCGAUAUGAUCCUAAUGCGACCGAGCAGCGAAAGCCCAAGAGCACCGGUUCCAGUAGCAGUGACUCUCCCAUCCGUCGAGUUGAGACACCCCCGGAAUUCCCGCCCAACUGGACCGCAGAGGAAAAGGCUAACUAUGAACGUCUCGCAAGAGAAGGGGUAAAAGUGGCAGUUUUCGAGCAACACAGACUCGAUCAAGAAAAGGUUGUCCGACACCAAGACUACAUGACAGUUGCCUGGGAUGGUUGCAAGAACAUUGACAUUCCCUGGCACCGAUUCAAAGUCAGGCCUUCCUCUACCACCCCAGAACCUACUCAUGUUCAGCGCCGUGUUGGCUACAACUCUUCAGGUAAAGAGAUCGAGGUUAUGAUGAACGCAUACCCUAUCAAUUCUUUCCCAGAUAAAGCGGUUUAUCAGUACGAGAUCAAUGUUCUCCAUGGAGACCAAAACGAGACCGACAGACGUGUCCUUAGAAAAUGCUGGAACAGCGAGACUCGAAAGGCACACAUUCCUGAUGGUAUCUGGGAUGGUGGUAGAAUUUGCUGGUCGCUGCGCAAUUUUGAUGACUGGAAUGAGCUUAUCGACAUCAAGGGUGACUUGACCCGAGACAUCAAAACUCUUGCUACUGUCGAUGAGUUCAGAAGGAAUCCUGCUUUCAGAAUGUCCGUUAUUCAAAAACGAAAGAUCAACCUGUCCGUGAUCAACGCCUGGCUGCAAAACCGCCGUGAUCUAGAUGAACUUGUGAUUGAAUCUCUGAGUUUCCUCGAUCAUUUGCUCCGUGAGUGGCCCACCAAGCAAUUUGCUGCAAUCAAGCGCGCCUUUUUCUUUGACAAGCUUGGAGAUGACGAGGAGCUGAAGCAGGAGUUUUAUCAGCCGCUCGCCAAUAUGGGUGCUUCCGUUUACCGAGGUAUCUACCAAGCAAUUAAACCCACUCCUCAAGGUCUAAUCCUAAAUGUUGACGUGGCUCACUGCGUCUUCUUUUCUCGUAUCAGUCUUAUGGGCUAUAUGAUGAAUGUGAAUGGGUGGAACGAUAAGUCGACUCUGGUGAAGAAUCUCCAGUCAACCCGCGACGAAUACGGCGGCACAAGGGAAUCAAAGUGGUUUGCACAGGUGAACAAAAAGAUCCAAGGUCUUCGAGUGGCACCCAACUACGAGGGUUGCCCUUUCAAGAUGAAGAGUUUCAUUGUCAAAGGCUUGAUUCAUGCAAAGCCAAAAGAGUUCUUCAUUGACUACUACGACAAGGCCACUGGGAAAUCGACUCGAAUUCACCUCGAAGAAUACUUCAUGAAACGGUACAACAUCCGCCUUGAAUAUCCCAAUAUGCUCUUGGUCGAGAUGCAAAAGGAAGAUGUCCAUUACCCCGCCGAGUUCCUCGUCAUCAAAGGUCUCCAGAGAUACCGCUACAAGCUUACCGAUGUUCAGGCAGCACAGAUGAUUCAAUGGUGUGCAACCAGGCCCCCGAAACGUUUGGCCAACGCUCGUCAGUCCAAGGAACUUCUCCAACACAAGAAUGAUCCGAUCCUAAAGCUUUAUGGCAUGAAGAUCAGUGAACAAAUGAUCAAGACAAAGGCUCGCCUACUUCCAACCCCCGAGAUUCAGUUUGGAGGCAACCGCAAGCAUAACCCUCAGCAUUCAGGAAGCUGGGAUCUCCGAGGUAAGAAGUUUUACAAACCCAAUGAGAAGGCCCUCCAAGCUUGGGGUGUCGGAUUCUUUUCCGGACAUCGAAAGUCGAUUAGCCAGGACCAGACUCUCAGCUGGGUUGAGCAAUUCGUGAAGAUGUACAAAAGCAUGGGUGGUGAGGUGACUGGUCGACCGGUUGUCAAGGGAUUAAGUGAAGACGUUGGCACCAGUGUCAAAAAGCUGUACGAUGCGAUCGCAGCGCAGAACCAGAAAGAGCCCCAGCUCAUGGUGUUCAUCGUUCCCGACAAGGACUCUUGGGUCUAUCUCCGCAUUAAAAAGUCUGCCGACUGUCGAUAUGGCACUCCCUCUCAAGUGCUCCAAUCUGCACACUGCAUCGCCAAUAGACCUCAGUAUCACGCGAAUGUCCUCAUGAAGGUGAAUGCAAAGCUUGGUGGUAUCACUGCUCGAGCUGUCCCCAAGGUGAAGAGUACAGGUUUACGCCCAGGUUCCAUGAUCAUUGGGGCAGACGUCACUCAUCCAAUGAUGGGUGUGUGGACCCCGUCGUUGGCAGCCAUGUCAGUUUCGGCAAAUUCCACCGCAACUCGCUACAUGGGUGGAUGUGAGACCAAUGGAGAUCGAAUUGAGGUUAUCCGGGACAAAGUGAUUGAAUACAUUCUGCAUCCCAUGGUUGCUGAGUGGAAAGCGACUGUUGGGGGUGGCAAGGCUCCCGAGUAUGUCUACUAUUUCCGCGACGGUGUGUCUGCGUCCGAAUACCAGAGAAUCCUUUCGGAGGAAGUCCCUGCAAUCCGCUUUGCAAUUGCACAUGCGUGUGGUCAGGCGAUCUGGAGCGGCAAAAUCUGUGUUGUGGUUGCCAACAAGCGCCAUCAUCUUCGAGCGUUCCCCGACCCCAAGAAUCGUGCAGCCGCGGACCCCCACGGCGCCCCCCUGCCAGGCACUCUGAUUGAUCGAGACGUGACUAGCCCACACGAUUGGGACUUCCUGCUCUACACACACAUUGCUCUGCAGGGUACUCCCCGUCCAGUUCAUUACCAUGUCCUGCUGGAUGAGAUUGGUCUCAAGCCCAAUGACCUUGAGGGCAUGAUCAAUGAUCAUUGUUACCAGUACAUCCGCUCGACAACGUCUGUGUCUGUCCACCCUGCUAUCUAUUAUGCCCACUUGAUUUCGGUUCGUGCGCGCCACCACGAGGACGUGCCCAUUACAUCCGGCCCCCAGAGUGGCCCAGAGGUGAAAAUGACAAACCCAAAGCCCAAGGAGCCCCGAGCAAAGAGAUUGCUUCCCAUUGAAGGCACCUCAAACAGGCUGGCUCUGGGUAUGUGGUACGUCUAA
This is a messenger RNA of Penicillium coprophilum, 3243 nucleotides long. Its product is annotated as putative eukaryotic translation initiation factor eIF-2C4. The transcript is spliced from 6 exons. Lineage: Eukaryota; Fungi; Ascomycota; Eurotiomycetes; Eurotiales; Aspergillaceae. The record is from RefSeq and is a predicted model, not a curated record. Bases 1 to 3243 code for a protein of 1080 amino acids. Gene Ontology annotation, molecular function: RNA binding; protein binding.